Molecule: messenger RNA, 1131 nt
Organism: Babesia sp. Xinjiang
Lineage: Eukaryota; Apicomplexa; Aconoidasida; Piroplasmida; Babesiidae
Product: actin
Exons: 1
Coding region: 1-1131 (376 amino acids)
Source: RefSeq, a predicted model, not a curated record
AUGUCUGACGAAGAGGCUACUGCUUUGGUCAUUGACAAUGGCUCCGGAAACGUGAAGGCCGGUGUCGCGGGAGAUGAUGCUCCCCGUUGCGUCUUCCCUAGCAUCGUUGGUAGGCCGAAGAAUCCCGCUCUUAUGGUGGGCAUGGACGAAAAGGACACCUACGUAGGAGAUGAAGCGCAAGCCAAGCGUGGUAUUCUGACCCUGAAGUAUCCCAUUGAGCACGGUAUUGUGACUAAUUGGGAAGAUAUGGAGAAGAUCUGGCAUCACACUUUCUACAACGAACUUCGUAUUGCACCUGAGGAACACCCCGUAUUGUUGACUGAAGCUCCCAUGAACCCCAAGGCCAACCGUGAGAAGAUGACCACCAUUAUGUUCGAGACACACAACGUACCUGCUAUGUAUGUUGCCAUCCAGGCCGUCCUUUCGUUGUACUCUUCUGGUCGUACCACCGGUAUUGUCCUGGAUUCAGGUGAUGGUGUUACUCACACCGUCCCCAUCUACGAGGGUUAUGCUCUGCCACACGCUAUCAUGCGUAUCGACCUCGCCGGUCGUGAUCUGACAGAAUUCAUGCAGAAGAUUUUGGCCGAGCGUGGUUUCACCUUCACCACCACUGCUGAAAAGGAAAUUGUGAGAGACAUUAAGGAAAAGCUCUGCUACAUUGCACUUGACUUUGAGGAGGAAAUGAACUCUUCCGCUUCUUCCAGUGAAAUCGAAAAAUCUUACGAACUUCCUGAUGGAAACAUCAUCACCGUGGGAAAUGAGCGUUUCAGAUGUCCGGAGGUGCUUUUCCAACCAAGCUUCAUCGGACAGGAAUCAGCCGGUAUUCACACGACUACUUUCAACUCGAUUGCAAGGUGUGAUGUAGAUAUUCGCAAGGAUCUCUACGCAAACGUUGUUCUAUCUGGAGGUACAACCAUGUACGAGGGUAUAGGUCAGCGUAUGACCAAAGAACUAAACGCUCUUGUGCCCAGCACCAUGAAGAUCAAGGUCGUAGCCCCCCCGGAGCGUAAAUACUCUGUUUGGAUUGGAGGAUCCAUUCUUUCUUCCCUCUCUACCUUCCAGCAGAUGUGGAUCACCAAGGAGGAGUUCGACGAGUCAGGACCAAACAUUGUCCACAGGAAGUGUUUCUAA